UUUUAAUUUAUUACAAUUGAAUAAAUCAUGGCUGAACCGAAAGUGUGCAAACCUCUGAAGCUAAAUGAGUUAUUAAUACAAAACGUGAAUACAUGGGGUAAUGUUGAGUACAACAUACCGUUGAGACUGUCCAAUAAUGAGACGAGAACUGCUACCACCAUCGCCCAUAGGCAUAUACCAGCUAUACCACAUAGUUUGGACUGUAAAAUAGAUGACCCACUACCUGAGCGUGUAACUGGUAGAGACAUGGUGGUACAAAAGGAGACAUACAGGACCACUAGCGGCGAGUACUGCGUGAAACCCAACCCCAACAAAGCUAUGGAACGAUCCGAUUGCGGCAUUAAUUGCAGACGGGUCCAUUACAUGACUGGCGUCGAGAAACGGUUAUUAAGCAAGAAUAUAGUACAACCAACGAUGAUAUCAGAAAUGAAGGAUAAUUUCCGUGGAGUGAGAACCCCCACAGCUCCUCCAGAAAUAACUGUUCGUCCUCCAGACCCUGAAUACAUAUUCGAUGUAAUAGCUGCAGGUAGAAAUGAAGCUCCAACUAUAUCAGACAACGCAAGUGGUUUCUGUAGACUUCUAGACCCUUACGUCUCCACUUACAGAACAUAUCAUAAGCCAUUCACUGCUGAAGACCAGUAUGGUAUAGGAGCGAAGGACCAUAUAACUUUUUACUCGGAGUUUGAUCUGCCAAAGGUGCGUGGGUUUGGUCCCCGUCAUAAACAGAUUUGGAUGCCUUUGACAGCUAGACCUCACAGAGGUGUGUACGAUAGGAUUCAUAUGAAGAAGGAGUACAAAGAAGUAGCCGCAUGUCAUAAUCCUGUGAAUAACAUCAAAGGAGUAUUCGUGUCAGAAACAAAGAAGAAAUACAAAAUACCAUUUGCCAGCUCUUCUUUAGCAUCAUGGUCGCAUGGGGAAACCUUCGAAUUGGCUCCUUACCCACCAAAUCCUUAUCAGACCAAUAUAGCGCCGUUCAUGUAUUGCAGCGAUUAUUGCCAUAUAGCACAGGGAACUCCACCGUACACUGUCAUUGAUCAGAACCAUCAUGACAUGACUCCACAUAAAAGAUGUCUGAAGAGAUACGUCGUGUCAAGGGAUUAUGAGCAGUGAU
Molecule: messenger RNA, 1111 nt
Organism: Achroia grisella
Lineage: Eukaryota; Metazoa; Arthropoda; Insecta; Lepidoptera; Pyralidae
Exons: 6
Coding region: 28-1110 (360 amino acids)
Source: RefSeq, a predicted model, not a curated record